Capsella rubella is the source of this 2058-nucleotide messenger RNA. RefSeq names its product AAA-ATPase At4g25835. The transcript has a single exon. Bases 441 to 1964 code for a protein of 507 amino acids. Gene Ontology annotation, molecular function: ATP binding; ATP hydrolysis activity. Lineage: Eukaryota; Viridiplantae; Streptophyta; Magnoliopsida; Brassicales; Brassicaceae. The record is from RefSeq and is a predicted model, not a curated record.
UAGACUAAAAAUAAAAAAUGCUGCCCACAAAAGUCAAAGCAAAAGAAAAAGAAAAAAACGAAGCUAGUAUCACAAAUUGUAUAAAUUGACAAACCCUUUUUUUUUUUAUUCUCUUUUUCUAAACUUGUCUCGUUUUCUCCAAGACACAUCAAGCCGCAAACCUUGAUAACUAAAAAGCUUCCUCCUCUCUCUCUUUUUGUUUCCUCUUUCUCGCUGUCAAAAUCUUCCGGAAACACGAGAGACUCUUUGUUCAAGAAAACUUUCUCUGCCAAUAUCCUCAAAAUCAAUUUGAUUGAACGAGUCACACCAAUCAAAUCCAGGCUCGUUUCUCAAAACCCACCUUCUCCUUUUCUUCUCUCACCGCCGCAAAGUACUAUUCACCUUUUCAAACUUCUCCUCAAAAACUCUCUGUUUCUUCUUUCUCUCUGUGUCUAAGGACGAUGAAAGAGUAUUGGACAUCUUUGGCUUCUUUACUCGGCGUUCUAGCCUUUUGUCAAAGCCUAAUGAAUUCAGUAUUCCCACCGGAGCUCCGUUUCGCCUUCUUGAAACUAUUCAACAGAAUCUUUAAACUCUUCUCCACCUUCUGUUACUUCGACAUCACCGAGAUUGACGGCGUCAACACCAACGAGCUCUACAAUGCCGUCCAGCUCUACCUCAGCUCCUCCGUCUCCAUCGCCGGAAACCGUCUCAGCCUCACACGCGCCGUCAACUCUUCCUCCAUCACCUUCGGCCUCUCCAACAACGACUCCAUCGUCGACACAUACAACUCCGUCACCGUCGUAUGGGAACACAUCGUUACACAGAGACAAACUCAAACCUUCGCUUGGAGACCAAUGCCGGAAGAGAAACGCGGCUUCACACUCCGGAUCAAGAAGAAAGACAAAAACUUGAUCCUCGAUUCUUACUUGGAAUACAUCAUGGAGAGAGCUGACGAGAUUCGCCGGAUGAAUCAAGAUCGCCUUCUUUACACGAAUUCGCGAGGUGGGUCUGUCGACUCGAGGGGUCUUCCUUGGGAAUCUGUUCCCUUUAAGCACCCGAGUACCUUCGAUACACUCGCCAUGGAUCCGGUUAAGAAGCAAGAGAUCAUGGAGGAUCUCACAGAUUUCGCAAAGUGUCAAUCUUUUUACCAGAAGACAGGUCGCGCUUGGAAAAGAGGAUACUUGCUUUACGGACCACCCGGAACAGGGAAAUCGAGUAUGAUCGCCGCCAUGGCUAACUAUCUCCGGUACGACAUCUACGAUCUCGAGCUCACGGAGGUCAAAAGCAAUUCAGAACUGAGGAAGCUCCUGAUGAAGACCAGCUCCAAGUCGAUAAUUGUGAUCGAGGACAUUGAUUGUUCCAUCAAUUUAACGAAUCGGAACAAGAAACAGAGCAAUGGGAGCUACAACGAAACAGAGGCGUUAACCGGGUCCGGUUUAAACGAGGAUUCCGGUAAUGGGGACACGAUAACGCUUUCAGGUUUGCUGAACUUCACUGAUGGGCUUUGGUCUUGCUGUGGCAGCGAGAGGAUCUUUGUGUUCACGACGAAUCACGUUGAUAAGCUUGAUCCUGCAUUGCUAAGAAGUGGAAGAAUGGAUAUGCAUGUGCACAUGAGUUACUGUACGUUUCCUUCUGUCAAGAUCUUGCUGAGGAAUUACUUGGGAUACGAGGAAGGAGAUUUAAGCGACGGCGUUUUGAAGGAGCUGGAGGAAGUGGUGGAUAAGGCUGAGAUUACGCCGGCUGAUGUAAGCGAGGCUCUGAUUAAGAACAGGAGGGAUAAAAAGAGAGCUGUGAAAGAACUGUUGGAGGAUUUGAGAAGUAGAGCGGAGAGAAAUCAGAAGAAUGGUGGGAGACAGAGGGAUCAAAAUGGGAGCUCGGAAGAGCAAGAGAAGAUGGCUUUGGAUAGUCCUUAUGCAGAAGUGAACGGAGGAGAAGAAGAAGAAGAGAUUGAGGAUAUCAUUUGCAAAAGUAGUGAUGAUUAUUAAGUGUUUAUUUUUUUGUUUCGUUGUUCUUAAUUAGGUUUUCAACACUUCUAUGUUUACACACAAUGUGAAAGUUGGUUGAUCAUUUCUUAUUUUU